AAUCCUGGAAAAGUGAACACGACUUUCUUCAAAAUUUAAAGUGGAGCCUGGUGUGUUGAUUCCAAAGGAGUUCCAUCCUUUGCCCUUCAGCUCAUCAGGGAUCUCUUCUGUGAACGGUCCCAUUUCAUCGUUUGUGCCUAAGUUGCUAAGUGCCUGCCUUUCUCAAGAUUCUUGGAGAGGUGAAUUUUGGAAACAGACUGAAGCCGCAAGAUUGUCAGAAUCCCCAGGAUACGUGCAUCUGUAAAGAAAACAUGAGUAGCAUAAUGGUACCUGGUUAUGCCCAAAUAUGGAGCAAGAGGUCAGGAAUGUCGAAGACACAAAAUGUAUUCUUAGAAGCAGUGAAAGGAAGGAAGAAUUUUAAACUGCUGAUCUACUUCAAGACUGGAAAAGUUAAAACUUUUCAUCUAAAUAAUAAUAUUAGAAGUGCAUCCUUUACAUCCUAUGGAGAAGACUUCACUCAUCUACAUUUGGUUUUCCGAAAUAAUGGCUUCUUGAUUGUUGAAAGAUUAGCUUCCACAGAUGCUGAACAAUUGAAGGUGUUUCUGGCCAGUGUCCCUCAAGAUAAUUCUGAACCACGCAUGAACCCUGAUGAGGAAGAUAAUGAGAGUGUGUCUGCCAGCACAGCAACACAGAUCAGUGAAAGUUCAUUGCCCAGCAUUUAUAAUAAAUCUGAUGAGGAAUGCUCAGGGACAAACCAAGAAAGUAGAAAAUACAUUCGGGAUACAUCUUUGCUUUCAUCCAAAUCAGUACUUCCUAGUAAAAAGUCAAAAACUCAGCGUGGAAAGAAUACAAUGCAAUCCUCCGAUUUAGAGGCAAAUGAAAGUGAGAAAUUCCUGAUAAAAUACAAUGCAAAUCCUUUGAAAUAUAAAAGCCCCAACUGGAAGAAACCAUCAAAAGCAAAAGAGGUACAGAGCAAUAAGAAGGCCUCACCUGUUUCAGUGGCCAAUGUUUUGGAUGAUCGUUCCGUAGGUGAUACUAACCUCCAAAAUCUCAGUGAAAAUGCACUUCGAGAGCUUCUGAUGGCGCUAAAUUAUAGUGCAGACAGCUCAGAGCCCAUGUUGCCCAGUAAAGUUUACUCACAGGCACGGUGGCAAGGUCUCCCCAAUUUGGGAAACACCUGUUACAUUAAUGCAGUCUUACAGUCCCUGUGUUCAAUUCCAUUGUUUGUUAACGAUGUGCUCAAUCAACGUUUCCCAUGGGCAAGAAUUUGCCAUGAUAUUUUUUGCCUGUGCAUGGCACUCCUGCUUACUAUGAAAGAUGUUUUUAACAUGAGCAUCAAGGAGAAGUUACUUGUAACUAUUAAAAAAACACUUUCACUAGUGGCAGAAAUAUUUUCUAUGGAUGCGCAGAAUGAUGCACAUGAAUUUUUAAGCUUCUGCUUAGAUCAGAUGAAAGAUGGCUUUGAAAUGUCAAGCAUUUUUGGCAGAUCUGAAUACCAAAGUUUACCUCAGCAGGCAUUUUCUGGUGAUUCUGCUACCGGAAUGACUGGUUGUCCUGUCGUAACUAAUUUUGAGUGUGAGUUGCUGCGCUCUAUAUUUUGUAAAGCUUGUGGUCAGGCUGUUUAUAAGACAGAACCAAAUAAUUAUCUCUCCAUCAACCUACCACAAGGAAAGAAAACACAGUCUUUGUCUAUUCAGUCUACUCUUGAUCACUUCUUUGCAACAGAAGAGCUUGAGUAUAAGUGUGCGGAGUGUAAGCACAAGAGAUCUGAUAUAGUAUACAAGUUUAGCAAGCUACCUAGGAUUCUUAUUAUUCACCUGAAACGCUAUCGCUUUACUGAGGUUUUGUCACUAAGAAAGGAUGACCAGGCAGUCACUAUUCCCACAUAUUUAGAUUUGUCUUCUCAUUGCAAUGAGAGCACCAAGCUACCUGUUCCUCUUAGCAGGACUGCACACAUUAGAAAUAUGCGAUUACUACUAGCUUUUCAAAAGCUGAGUUUUAGCAUCCUUUGCUCAUUGUCUUUACUGAAGUCAGAAGCGCCCAAGAAUUCCAGACCAAAACGAGAUAAAUCAGGCAAGGGGUCUGAUUCACAGAAACCCCAGAGGUUUCUUAAAGGGAAAACAGUACAGCAGCAAAAGGUGGGUAAGAGAGAGGCAGAUUCGGCAUGCUUAGAAAGUGCAGUAAUGCCUAGAGAACAGCAAUUAGCCGACUCAUUGAUGAACCUGGAAGACCCUUACCUUCCUCUGUUCUCCAGGUAUUCGGGUACACCCUUUAGCAGCUCAGACACCUGUCUUACAGAAACACAAGUUCAAGCAAUGCCUGAAAAUCGAAAAGUAAAGAAGUCUGGAAAAACCAAUACAUUUGCAGAAUCAGAUUUUGUUAGUGUCAGUGAGACCACUGGAGACUUUUCCAAAGAUAAGAAAACCAGAGUUACAGGAAAAUCCCGGAAAGUUACUAAACAAAAUAAGGGAUAUGAUGAAAGGGGAAUCCAUAAAGAUACCCCUCAACACACACUUCCUGAAGGCAUUCCAAAGCCAGAUGCCCAGAAGCACCAAGUAAACGUUAGAGGACAAACAGAAUUAAAUCUGCAGAAGGCUAAACCUGGAAACAAAGAUAGUUCCCGUAAGAAGACAAAAUCAAAAAUCUCAGAACCAGAAGAAAAGGUUGAUAACAUAAAUCCUCAUACUUACAGGCUCAUUGGUAUUAUCAGCCACCUUGGAAGUACCCUCAAUUCAGGACACUAUAUCACUGAUGCCUAUGACUUUACGAAGCAGGCCUGGUCCACUUACAAUGAUCUGCUGGUAUCAAGUAUCUCAGAGUCCCAGGUGAAGAAGGAUAGGGUUUCUUCAGGCUACAUCUUCUUUUACAUGCAUAAUGAGAUCUUUGAGGAGCUGGUGCUAAGGCUAAUGACCACCCAGGCUGAGGCUCAGGCUGAGGCUCAGGAUCAAUCCCAGGCUCAGGCUCAGGCUCAGGCUCAGGCUCAGGCUCAGGCUCAAUCUCAGGCUCAGGCUCAGGCUCAGGCUCAGGCUCAGGCUCAGGCUCAGGCUCAAUCUCAGGCUCAGGCUCAGGCUCAGGCUCCGGCUCCGGCUCGGGCUCGGGCUCGGGCUCGGGCUCGGGCUCGGGCUCGGUCUCGGUCUCGAUCCCAGUCUAAAUCUAAGGCUAAGUCUCGGUCCAAAUCUGAGGCUCGCAGCAACAAGGCAAAGAAGGCCUCUUAGGAGGGCAGACACCUCUGCUCAGAUCUCUUGGAUUGCCUCACUCACUACCACUUCGUCCAUGGAAAGAGAGCUCUGAACUGCAUAGACCUAGAGAUUAGUCUUAAGACUGAAGUUCAAGCAAACAUUCUUAAGGGAAAAAAAAAAUCACUAUUCUAACCCUGAUACACAUUUCAGUCCCACAGCUCUGGCUGAUGAACAUUUUCUCUCCUCCAAGGCAUAUGUGCUUUUCAUGUUCUAAUGCAGUGCUUUGAGAAGUGUGUGUAUCAGCAGCAUCGCAAGAACAGGGGACCUAAUUUGAAAUGCAGCAUUUUGAGUUCCAUUGCAGACCUACUGAUCCAGAUACUGGAGGCAAAGAGCAGCAAUCUGAUAGAGAUUCUAGCACUUAAGAAAUUGUAAGCCCUACUAUAGUUUGUAGAGCAUGUUGGUGUUAUUAGUUACACAUCUGAGUUUCUUGGUUUAUAAGACUUUGAUUGCAUUUUUAGCAUUUAUUUUGGGGUAUGUUUUUCCUUUGUGAACUUACUGAAAAGUAACCCAGAAAAGUCAUACUUCUGCUGAUCAUACCUAGUGCUUCGGUAGAAAAAUAAUAGUUACUAGGAUCCUGACCAAAAAAAAUUUAGAUGAGGCUGAUAACUUUUGAAUCUUCUUGUUGUUUAAAUGACACUGAAUACCAUACCAUGUCAGGUCUUCAAGUUGUCUACUGAGCCUCUCCCUUAUCUUCCUCAAUGCUCAAGUGGGGAAAAUAUGUCCUCAGACUGGGAUCUUAGAGAGAAGUUGAUUUGCCCACUUUUCCGUAUGUGUGCUAGCAAGCUGUUGACACCCUUGCUGAUAGGAGGCCAGUUUUGGACUGCUCAGAGGAACACUUGCAUUGCCACCAAGGAACUUUGUUUACUUGAAGAAUCUUCUGCAUUCAACGUUACAAGACUGUUUUAGAUUUCUUUCACUCCUUUGUGUCUUAUAGCAUGGUAGUUUUGUUCUUUUAGUAAGUAAACAAUACAUGUUUAAAAGUAGACUUUUAGGAUUUGAAAGAUUUACUUGUUACUGUUUUGGUACAACAUGACAAACUGUAUGGAAACCUAAACUGUUUGUAAAGAAAUCCAUGUGGCUUUUCAGGGUGCUUAUAUUCUGUAAGUACUGUGUGUAAUCCAGGGGUUUAAUUUUGAUACUAAACAUGUACUAUCUCUGUAAUGCUUUUUCUUGCUUUAGAGGCAGUGAAUCUGUAGUGCUUUGCAUCUUUUUGGGGAAUGAAUGACUUGCACUGUGUCUUUCUUACAUUACAUGGAGGGAUUGGUUUUUAAUCCCACCUUUACCAACACAAGUUUCCCCCUGAAUAUGGGGGUAUAGUAUUAGUGUAGCUAUAUUAAUCCAAGAAUUUAUUGAUGAUGUCCUUAAUCCUAGGGAUCUUUAAAAGGGUGAAUUAGAAUUCAGUGGUGUAGGAAAGUUAAGUAGUUCUCUCUAAAGUGAAAAAAAAUGGAUUCUAAAGCUUGAUGAUUCUAUCAUUUAGAAUACAGUGUAUAUUAGAAGGAGGUCUGAAUAGGACUUGAAGAUUAGUGAGACAUACAGGCAAAGAGCCUCCUAAUUGACUUAGUCUCCUAGAAGCUUUUAAAACAACAGAGACAUCCUCCAUUUAUGAAAUAUGUUUAACAUCUGAGGGAGCUGAAGACUAAGGGGAGAUUUGCAUGUAGAGAAAAGAGUAACAAUUUGGCUUCUGAAUUCCAGGCUUUUGACCUCUUUAGGAUAGUUAAUUCUAAGCCCAGUUACAUAGGUCUUAUAAUAAGAGUUUUAGUAAAAGUUGUUUGGAAAUAAAUCCAAAAUAGAGUUGUCUGAAGUGAGGAGAUUUUUUUUAGUAUGAAGUUUACAUCCUUAUCCAUGUAACAGUUUCAAGUGUAGGGCAGUUUGAAAAGUGAAGAAGAUA
Molecule: messenger RNA, 5067 nt
Organism: Cavia porcellus (domestic guinea pig)
Lineage: Eukaryota; Metazoa; Chordata; Mammalia; Rodentia; Caviidae
Gene: Usp26
Product: ubiquitin specific peptidase 26
Exons: 3
Coding region: 252-3155 (967 amino acids)
Biological process (GO): protein deubiquitination
Cellular component (GO): cytoplasm
Molecular function (GO): cysteine-type deubiquitinase activity
Source: RefSeq, a predicted model, not a curated record